AUGAGCUUCUAGCUAAUGGCUGAAUGUUGGCUAAUCUUACUUAUAUUACAGGAUGAAAAAUAUUGGCCUCUGAUGCCUCCUUUGCCUUCCUAUGGGUAUGGAAGAGAGCACAUUGGACCUCGUUAUGGGAGUUUGAUUCAUGGUCAAAAUCUCAGAGAUGUUGUAAUAACAGGGCAUAAUGGUACGAUUAACGGACAGGGGCAAACAUGGUGGAAGAAAUAUCGGCAGAAGCUUCUUAACCACACUAGGGGCCCCCUAGUUCAGAUCAUGUGGUCAAGGGAUAUUGUGAUUAGCAAUAUAACUUUGCGUGACUCUCCGUUUUGGACGCUUCAUCCAUACGACUGUAAGAACGUUACUAUACGGAAUGUAACGAUCUUGGCCCCUGUACACGAUGCACCAAAUACGGAUGGAAUCGAUCCCGAUUCAUGUGAAGAUAUGCUGAUCGAGGAUUGUUAUAUAAGCGUGGGAGACGACGGUAUUGCGAUUAAGAGUGGUUGGGAUCAAUAUGGCAUUGCUUACAGGCAGCCCUCGAAAAACAUACGGAUUCGAAACGUUGUUCUUCAAUCUAUGGUUAGCGCGGGUAUAUCGAUUGGGAGCGAGAUGUCAGGUGGUGUAUCGGGCGUCACGGUAGAGAACGUCGUGGUGUGGAACUCCAGGCGUGGUGUUCGAAUCAAAACUGCUCCAGGAAGAGGAGGAUACGUGCAAGACAUUAGUUAUCAUAAUCUGACCCUCGACGUCGUUCGUGUUGGGAUUGUCAUAAAGACAGACUACAAUGAACACCCAGACGAAGGAUACGAUCCAAAAGCAGUUCCAGUGCUGAAGGACAUAAGCUUCACAAGCAUCCAUGGACAGGGAGUUCGAGUACCCGUCCGAAUGCACGGUAGCGAAGAAAUUCCAGUGAGAAACGUGACGUUCAGGGAUAUGUCAGUCGGGAUAACAUACAAGAAGAAACAUAUAUUCCAAUGUGCAUUUGUUUACGGACGAGUUAUAGGAACCAUCUUCCCAGCUCCUUGUGACAAUCUCGACCGAUACGACGAGCAAGAACGACUAGUUAAACGCUCUGCUGCCCAGAAUGCAACCGACAUCGAUUACGACUUUUGAAUAGGUAGAUCAUUUGAUGAAAUCACUGAACACUGCUGCUUUUUUACUCCUGUUUCUACCAGUUAAACACCUCUCUACAAUGUCUAUUUUUAUGGCUUUGAUUACAAUUUUGUUUGCUGGAGUUUGUACAUAAACAAAAACAAAAACCCUUUUAUUAGAGAGAGCAAACGAGAAAGGUUUGAAUUUC
This is a messenger RNA of Cucurbita pepo subsp. pepo (vegetable marrow), 1288 nucleotides long. Lineage: Eukaryota; Viridiplantae; Streptophyta; Magnoliopsida; Cucurbitales; Cucurbitaceae. The record is from RefSeq and is a predicted model, not a curated record.